Messenger RNA from Chaetomium strumarium, 2908 nucleotides. Its product is annotated as eukaryotic translation initiation factor 3 subunit 8 N-terminus-domain-containing protein. Lineage: Eukaryota; Fungi; Ascomycota; Sordariomycetes; Sordariales; Chaetomiaceae. Gene Ontology annotation, molecular function: translation initiation factor activity; translation initiation factor binding; RNA binding. Gene Ontology annotation, cellular component: eukaryotic translation initiation factor 3 complex. The coding region runs from base 1 to 2589 and encodes 862 amino acids. Gene Ontology annotation, biological process: translational initiation. The record is from RefSeq and is a predicted model, not a curated record. The transcript has 3 exons.
AUGUCUCGAUUCUUCCGUGGCGGCGACGACAGCUCGACCGAGAGCAGCUCCGACGAGGAGGAACUGUACUCGACCUCCGAGGAGGAGGAGGAGGAGCAGGAGGAGCAGGAGUCUUCUGAGGAGGAGGAGGAGGAGGAGGAAGAAGAGUCCAGCGAUGAUGAACCCGGUCAGAAGAAAGGCUUGUCGCGUUUCUUGGUCGACCAGGCGGAAUCUGAGAGCGAGGGGAGCGAAGAGGAGGGCGCGGCCAAGGUCAAAAGUGCCAAGGACAAGCGGUUCGACGAGCUCGAGGCUACCAUCACCACCAUCCAGAACAGCCAGAAAAUCAACGACUGGGGCUCUAUUGCGAAUGAAUUUGACAAGCUCAACCGGCAGGUCGUCAAGCUUCAAGAUGGCGGCAAGGCUCCCAAGUCGUAUAUCAAGUGCAUCGCAGAGUUGGAGGAUUUCAUGAACGAGACUCUGGCCAAGCAGAAGGUCACGCCAAAGAAGAUGAACGCUACGAACGCUCGUGGUCUCAAUGCCGUCAAACAACGUAUCAAGAAGAACAACAAGGAUUACCAGGCCCAGAUCGAUGCCUUCAGGAAAGACAGCGAGGCUUUCAUGGAGUCAGACGAGGAGGAAGCUCCCCUGCCGAAGCCCACAAAGGUCAAGUUCCAAGAGCCAAUUGCCCCCGAAGAAGAGGACGAGGACAAGGAGAAGGGAUUCGCAAAAGUCGUGCGUGGCAAGGCCAUCCCUUUCUCACCUGAGAGCAUUCAGAAGCACCUUCGUGCCAUCAUCGAAUCGAGAGGCCGGAAAAACACCGACCGCUUGGAGCAGAUCCGGACCAUGGAGGAGCUCAACAAGGUUGCCGAGACACCCUAUCUCAAGAUUCGCGUGCUUCAAACCCUGAUCUCGGCUCGUUUUGAUCUUGGCUCUGGCACGACAAACUCGAUGCCUCUGGAGCAUUGGAAGGCUGCUGAGAAGGAGCUCGGGGCUCUGCUCUCGCUUCUCGAGACGCACAAGGACCAUGUCGUCAUUGAAGGUGCUGAGGAGUGGGAUGACGACGAAAAGACCCCUGUCCUGGGGCCUGAUGACAAGUACAUCAAGGUUCCCGGCAGUGUGGUAUCCUACAUCGAGCGUCUGGAUGACGAGCUCACCCGCUCAUUGCAGAACAUCGACCCCCAUACCUCGGAAUACAUUGACAGGCUGACGGACGAGGGAUCCGUGUACAAUAUCAUUCUGCAGGGGCUUCUGUACUACGAGACCAUCCGGAAGGAUGCUUCACUCGAAGUUCCGCAAGAGAGCGUGAACCGCAUCAUCCAACGACGCCUGGAUCACGUCUAUUUCAAGCCGGCCCAAGUCGUGAAGAUCUUGGAGGAAAACUCCUGGAAGCAAGUCUCGAGUGGCGUCGAUUCCGCGAUCACACCUCGCAACAUGUCGACUGAAGCGGGAACGCUUGUUCACACCCUCUGCAACUACCUCUUCGAGAACAGCGAGGGCAUCAUCCGUGCUCGUGCCAUGCUCUGCCAGAUCUACUUCCUGGCGUUACAUGACGAGUACUACAGGGCCCGCGAUAUGAUGCUCACUUCCCACUUGCAAGAGAACAUCGUCAACUUCGACGUCGCCACUCAGAUUCUUUACAAUCGUACCCUAGUCCAGGUUGGCCUUUGCGCCUUCCGGAAAGGUCUGGUCUACGACGCUCAACACACGCUGCAGGAUAUCUGCGGCAGUGGGCGGCAAAAGGAGCUUCUCGCUCAGGGUGUAAUGAUGCAACGGUUCAGCCAAGUUACGCCGGAGCAAGAGCGGCUUGAGAAACAACGACAGCUCCCCUUUCACAUGCACAUCAACCUGGAGCUUCUUGAAUGCGUCUACUUGACAUGCAGCAUGCUCCUCGAGAUCCCGCUCCUGGCACAGACCGGAUCCUCGCCAGAUAUCAAGAAGCGCGUCAUCAGCAAGACGUAUCGUCGGAUGCUUGAGUACCACGAGCGGCAGAUCUUCACCGGCCCGCCCGAGAACACCAGGGAUCAUGUUAUGCAGGCAUCCAAGGCUCUCGCGGCUGGCGAAUGGAAGAAGGCUAUCCACUUCAUCCACAGUAUCAAGAUCUGGGAACUCAUGCCUAGCGCAGACGGCAUCAAGGCGAUGCUUGCGAAGCAGAUUCAGGAGGAAGGUCUUCGCACAUACCUCUUUACGUAUGCUCCCUUUUACGACACCUUGGCCAUCGAGACUUUGAGCGCGAUGUUCGAGCUCGACGCGACCAAGGUGUCUGCCGUGGUCAGCAAGAUGAUCAGCCACGAGGAGCUUGCCGCGGCCCUUGACCAGGUCACCAAAACGGUGAUCUUCCGCAAGGGCGUGGAGCUCAGCCGCCUCCAAAGCUUGGCUCUUGCGCUCUCGGACAAGGCAAGCUCUCUCAUCGAGACCAACGAGCGCACGCUCGAGGUAAGGACGCAAGGAUCCGCAAAUGCUUUCAGCCGGAAGGACGGCAGGCAGGGCGGGCAGAGGGGCGGCGGCCAACGGACUGGCAGAGGCGGUGCGAGGACCGGCGGCAACGCCCAGCGGCAGGCCGGCGGUACACAGUUCACAGGUGGUGCUCUGGGCGCUGCGGUUCGUGGUUAGUAUGGGGGGAUGGGGUUACAUGACUUUCGUUUGCUAUUACAUUUGGGGGCAGGGAAUGUUAUGUAUCAGAUUGGUCCUCGGUGUGUUAAUGCUUCGCGCCAGACUAGACCAGGGAAAUGCAAACACGAAUCACAUACCUACAAACUCUUUCUCAGCAACGUUGCCCAAGGCAUCGUAUUCGCGCGGUAGUACCAGCCCCUAUAGUUGUCUGACCUCCAUUGUCGUCAAGCCGAAGAAGCCUCGGAACAACUGCUGCUAUAUCCGAUCACCGGUCAGCGUGAUUUAGUAUGCCAUCAGUAUCACACAUCUGAUCCAUGCG